Molecule: messenger RNA, 816 nt
Organism: Hirsutella rhossiliensis
Lineage: Eukaryota; Fungi; Ascomycota; Sordariomycetes; Hypocreales; Ophiocordycipitaceae
Product: methylthioribulose-1-phosphate dehydratase
Exons: 3
Coding region: 1-816 (271 amino acids)
Cellular component (GO): cytoplasm
Molecular function (GO): methylthioribulose 1-phosphate dehydratase activity; metal ion binding
Source: RefSeq, a predicted model, not a curated record
AUGGCCUCGUCCGCCGGAGCAAUCGACCCCGAGGACAAGCGUCCCGGCCCCGGCCAGGACGCCGCCGCCGACCGGCUCGUCACCUCGCACGACCCGCAGCAUCCGGCCAACCUCAUCCCCUCGCUCUGCGCAAAGUUCUGGACCCUGGGCUGGGUCACCGGCACCGGCGGCGGCUGCUCCAUCAGAGACGGCAACCUUGUCUACAUCGCCCCGUCAGGCGUCCAAAAGGAACUCAUGAAAAACACCGACAUCUACGUCCUCAACCUCGCCGCCCAAGACCCCCACUCGGAGCAGCAGCAGCAGCAACAGCGCACCUAUCUCCGCUCUCCGCCCUGCCACAAGCCCUCGCAGUGCACCCCCCUCUUCCUCGCCGCCUUCACCCGCCGCCGCGCCGGCUGCUGCAUCCACACCCACUCCCACUGGGCCGUCCUCGUCACCCUCCUGCUCGAGGCCAACAGCCGCCCCGACGUCUUCGAGAUCAACAACAUUGAGCAGAUCAAGGCCUUUCGCCGCGCCGCCGACGCGGCCAAACCCGGAAACCUCGGCUUCCACGACACCCUGCGCAUCCCCGUCAUCGAGAACACCCCCCACGAAGAGGACCUGACCGAGUUCCUCGAGGCCGCCAUGGACAAGUACCCCGACGCCUACGCCGUCCUCGUCCGGAGACAUGGCGUUUAUGUCUGGGGCGACAAUGUGCACAAGGCCAAGACCCAGUGCGAGAGCCUCGACUAUCUGUUCCAACUGGCCGUCGAGAUGGCCAAGCUGAGCAUCCCCUGGAUCAGCGACAUUGCCCGCAUCGGCCCAGACCGGCCAUAA